AGACUAACAUAACACUGCAUGGCUCUCGCUGCUUUCGAUAGAAGGCGGAUCAAUGGCCCAGACGAAAGCUUUCCGCCUGUCUUUGACGAAUCCGAGUCGGCCGACACCUCGUACUCGUCUUGGACGGUAGGCGAAGCACGUCAAGGCCGACAACCACUCGACAUCCGACCAAUAUGUGCGCAGGUAGUUUUGAAGGCAGGACUCAUCAGUCAGGCUAACGGGUCAGCUUAUAUCGAGACUGAACGCACCAAAGUUGCAUGUGCGGUAUAUGGACCCCGUCAAUCAAAAAACACUGGGUAUAAUGAGAACGGGAGAUUGAACGUUGAAGUCAAGUUUGCUCCAUUUUCAUGUGGCAAGAGAAGGGCACCGCUUCGAGAUGCCGAAGAUCGAUCCAUCGCGGUCCUCAUACAACAAGCUCUGAUUCCCUCUGUCCGACUGGAGUUGCUCCCGAAAUCCGUUAUCGAUAUCUUCAUUACUGUCAUUGAAUGCGACGGAAUAGAAGGAUGUAUCGCCGUUGCAUCUGUAGCUGCCUCUACGGCACUGGCAGAUGCGAGAAUAGAGCUCCUAGGGUUAGCUGUCGCUUGUUCCGCCUGUGUAGUAAACAGGGAAAUUUGGCUGGACCCAACAGAAGAAGAGGGCCAUCUGGCAGAAGGCAGCUUGGUUUUCGCCUGUAUCCCUGCCUUGGGUAUAGUCACCAACACAUGGCAGACAGGGCGUAUCCUGCCGCAGGACACAUUGCAGUGUCUAGAGUCUUGUCAGGAGCGUUGCACAGAUAUUCACCAGAUUGUUUCUCGAGCUCUUUUAGAUAGUGCAGAAAAAUCAAUUACAUGAGUCAUGGUUCUUAUCAUCU
Heterobasidion irregulare TC 32-1 is the source of this 850-nucleotide messenger RNA. RefSeq lists its product as uncharacterized. Gene Ontology annotation, biological process: nuclear mRNA surveillance; poly(A)-dependent snoRNA 3'-end processing; rRNA catabolic process. Bases 19 to 831 code for a protein of 270 amino acids. The record is from RefSeq and is a predicted model, not a curated record. The transcript is spliced from 6 exons. Gene Ontology annotation, cellular component: nuclear exosome (RNase complex); nucleolus; cytoplasmic exosome (RNase complex). NCBI's taxonomy places the organism in Eukaryota, Fungi, Basidiomycota, Agaricomycetes, Russulales, Bondarzewiaceae.